Medioppia subpectinata is the source of this 1004-nucleotide messenger RNA. Lineage: Eukaryota; Metazoa; Arthropoda; Arachnida; Sarcoptiformes; Oppiidae. The record is from the annotation of a GenBank genome assembly.
UGUCCCAAAGACUACCAUAUGUUGCGAUGAUAUCGUUGUUUGCGAUUGUGUUUCUGUUAAUAAGGGAAACACAAGCGGAGAGCUAUAGCUCCACAAACUUUGAGGACAAGUUAGGCAUCGCUUAUGAAUUCAAAAUACAUAUCGACGCCGGAAAGGAAGACUGUUUCUACCAAUACAUCCAACCCUCGUCUUCUCUAUACGUGGCCUUUCAGGUGAUGAGAGGUGGUGAUAACCAAGCUGGUUUUGCCAUACGGGACCCAACGGGACAGUUUAUACUGCCCUACCAAUGGAAAGCACACGCCGAGUACGACGAGGCCGCUGUCCGCACACCCGGUUAUUAUUCAUUAUGUAUUGAUAACACUGCCUCUCGGUUUGCGGCCAAACUGGUCAGUCUAUAUGUGGCCUCAUUUAAACGCGACGAAUGGGAAUCUUAUAUCCAGGAGUUGACCGACGCUGAGGUGACGGUCGGAAACUUUACCAACUCUUUGCGAAACGUGGACAACAAUAUCGGACAAAUGAUCAAGAGUUUAGACCACUCGCGAAGAGUCAAUUCCGCCGAUUGGUAUCUCGUGGACGGCAAUAACAGAUAUGUCCAGAACUGGUCUGUGGUUCAGUGCAUUGUAAUCGUAAUCUCAGCUGUGGUUCAGGUGUUGUUCGUGAAGAAGUUAUUUGCCUCGAAGGACACACAGUUCGCAGGCAAACCUCGGGCCUAACCGACCAACACUUCCGCCAAUAAUUGGGUGCAAAAAAUGAAAUGUUUUUAUAAGUAAUAUAUUUAUUGAAUGUUAUGAUCGAGUGAUUGAAUUAUUUCAUAAAUUUAGAUAAGAUUUGCUGUUAAUUAUGUCUCAAUUGUUUUGAUAAACUUUUUUAAAACUUAAUAUUUAUGGUAUAAAUGUAUGGAGUCUUCGAAACCAUUCCUUAAACACUGUCUGCCUAUCAUUCAAACCAAAUCCCAAUUGAAUGGGAAAUGAUCUGAAAAACUCAUUUAUAAGAAACUGAAACUC